UUUGCUUACACGAUGGUGGGUAUUUCAUCAUAGUGACUAUUAAGUCUGCUUUUAUUUUUCUCAGUCAUAUUUGUCACUGUGAUGCAAUUCAGUUCUUAGUUUAGACAUACUUGUAAAGUCUGCUCUGGAUAAUCAUUCAACAAUAAUAUAACAUAAAAGCAAAAUAAAAGCAGAUGUGAUUUUCACUGUGAUGGAGCCUCUGGGGUUUGUGAGAUGAAAUCUAAUGGGUCACAUGAUGAAUACCAGUGUAGUAAAAAAGAAAACCUGAAAUCUACUUCACAAAAUUGUGUUUAUUCAUCAGUAUCAAUAUAUCAAUGACCAGCUCAUAGAUGUGCGAUCUCUGACAGGGUGUCACAAGCACAAUUGUGUGCUCUAGAAAAUGAUCUGCAGUAACGUAAAUUAUAUUAUGUGUCAUUUGUAAAAUAGAGACCAAAGCACAAACACUGCAAAAAAGAAUGGUCUGCAUUUGAUUUUAAAACGUCUAAGUUGGUUUUCUUUAUGACAACAUCUGUUUCCCCAUAUAAACAGUAUGUCUGACACACAUAGGUUAGAUUUUGGAAACAAAUGAACUGUGAGUCCAUUGUCCUGUCCCCUGCUACCUGAUAAAGUAUGCGAAGGUUAAACCUAAUCAGCCCCUAUUGAUCUACUUUCAAUGAUCCAGAAUAGAAGUCUUUGGAGUUCAAAUUGUUAACCCCAGGAGAGUCCUUGGGAAUGCUCCUCAUACCUGAUACAGUUCCUUUACUGGUCAUUAUAAUGAGGCUUUAAGCAGUUUGGUGACUGUAAAUCUGCUACACUAAGAUUGCACUGCUCCUGGUCUGAAUGAACCUCACCUCACUAAAUCUCACAUCCAGGACCAGAGAAGAAUUUAUUAUCCUCUCCUGAGUACACUUGCCAAAGCAGUGUGAAGUCAGCAUAUGACCGCAUGUUACCAAGAUGUGUCAAGUAAUGUUUGGUGGUGGUGCAGGGAAUAAUGCACAUCUGUACUCAGAUGUCCGGGCUGUCUUACUGAGGAUGCUGAAGCCUUCUGCUGACAUAUGACUCUUUUCUACUUCAGCACAAUGGCAUGAAAUCAGAAGAUCUUACAUUAUAUACAUUUGUGAGUAACUUCUUUCUCGUUUAUGUCAUUUUAAAAUAAUUAUUUCUGAGUCAGUUCCCGUUUCAGUUGCUGUCUAAACCAUUUUGAGGAUGCUGAAUCCGUACAUAUCCAUGUUUACACAUUCACUUAUCAGGGUGUUGGGGCAACACAGGUCAGAAAAAAAUAGGGGUCAUAAAACAGCACUGGCAUCACCACCUAACAACCACUAAUAGCAGGCUAUUAAUUACCUGAGGCUGAGACUGAGACACUGAGACUUGUUCUCAAUUAAGCCUUUACUCUUUACUAAAAACCUACUUCAAUAAAAAUUUCCCUUUCCACCUGAAAACCGCGGUGAAGAGCAUCUUCAGUGCCACAGCAUCUGAAAACCAGCGUGUACAACAGCUGCUGAGCUGGUGUAAACUUGCAGUAGCUGAUCACAGACUGGGUACAGGACCUGCGGGGCUUGCAGGGGACGGAGAGAGCAGCGCGUCUGGGCUGGCCACUGAGCGUUGGAGCGUGAAGACCCGUUUGCCUAAAGGUGGCUCGUUGAAUCUCACUGGGCGGAUUGCUGUGGAGUAACCCUGUGAUGGGGCAACAGAUCUCGCUGUUCGGUUAAUGUUGCCUCUCUCAUUCACCAGCGCAGUGCCGGAAAAGUGUCCAGACUUUGAGCGCGCAGAGUCCGGUAUGUCCGAGGGGAAGAGCGCUGAACGCUGCAGUUUUGAGGCUUCAUCUCUGACAACCUGCGGACCAGAUGGUGCCGAAAAAAUGACUCGGGUUCUCUCCAUCCUCGCUUACCUUUUCUCUCUGGUUCACUGUAGCAGCAGUGCUGACUCAGAGGAGCGGCUCAUGAACUGGUUGCUGGGAAAGGAUCGCUACAAUCCGCUCAUCCGGCCGGCUGUCAACAGGACCGAGAGAGUCACAGUGAAGCUGCAAGUGUCUCUGGCACAGCUCAUCAGCGUGAAUGAAAGAGAACAGAUCAUGACCACAAAUGUCUGGCUCACUCAGCACUGGGUGGAUUACAGGUUAUCAUGGGACCCUGCAAAGUAUGAAGGUAUCGACAAGCUGCGUAUCCCAUCCAGACACAUCUGGCUCCCAGAUAUUGUUCUGUACAACAACGCUGAUGGCACCUAUGAGGUAACAGUCUUCACCAAUGCCAUUGUCCUUUCCAAUGGCAGCAUCAACUGGCUUCCUCCAGCCAUCUACAAAAGCGCCUGCAAGAUCGAGGUCAAGCAUUUCCCCUUCGACCAGCAGAACUGCACACUCAAGUUCCGCUCCUGGACGUAUGACCACACCGAGAUCGACCUGAUCUUGAAGUCUGAGGUGGCUAGUAUGGAUGAUUUCACACCCAGUGGGGAGUGGGAUAUCUUGGCGCUGCCAGGCAGACGGACUGUCAGCCCUCUGGAUCCCACCUAUGUGGACCUCACGUAUGACUUUAUUAUCAAGAGGAAGCCCCUUUUCUAUACCAUAAACCUAAUUAUUCCCUGUGUUUUGAUCACCUCUCUGGCCAUCCUGGUUUUCUACUUGCCUUCGGACUGCGGAGAGAAGAUGACCCUCUGCAUCUCCGUCCUCUUGGCUCUCACUGUGUUCCUGCUUUUAAUCUCCAAGAUUGUUCCUCCAACCUCACUGGAUGUGCCUCUGAUCGGCAAGUACCUGAUGUUCACCAUGGUGCUGGUGACCUUCUCCAUCAUCACCAGUGUGUGCGUGCUCAACGUGCACCACCGCUCUCCCAGCACCCACACCAUGCCGUCCUGGGUAAAGCUAAUAUUUCUUGUGAAACUGCCUGCCUUGCUCUUCAUGAGACGCCCUAACAAUAACUCCUCCCGUCAGCGGCUCCGCCAACAGCGGUGCCUACGGGCGAGGAGAGCCAUUCUGGGUUUGGGUUACCCAGGGGCACCCAAGGCAGGAAUCACAAUGUCGUCUUCUGCCCUGCUAUCCUCCGACUCCGCCUUCUCCACCCCAGGACACAAAAAUGUAGCUCAUUCAAUGGGCUACAGCCACUCCAACAGGAAGGAGGACCUGCGUGCCACGGAUUACCUUCCCACUGGUUUCACCUCCACCCAGGACCUCCAGCAGAGAAGCAAUUCAGAUUGGGUUGCUGAUGUCCAGGAGGCAGUGAACGGGGUGCGCUUUGUGGCUGAGCACAUGAUGGGAGAUGAUGAUGAUCAGAGUGUGAUAGAGGACUGGAAGUACGUGGCCAUGGUGGUGGAUCGUAUGUUCCUGUGGAUCUUCGUGAUAGUGUGUGUUGUGGGCACCCUGGGCCUGUUUCUCCAGCCUCUCUUCCAGAGUCAGAUUAUUCCCAACCAGCAGCCUAGCUCAGAGACUCCUCGCAUCUGAUGAACAACGAGAGAGACUGAACAACUUUAGGGUCUUCAUAAGUAAUUGAACUGUUAGGAUGAACAUAGUUACAAGGGGGAUGUAGGCCAGUAGUUUUUUUUUUUUUUAGUUUUGAAGUCUUCUUAGCAUUUGCUUGUAGUGUAUCAUCAGGGACCAGGAGCCCUCUGUGUCAAAUCCUACCACCGGGCAAAAAAGAAAUACUCUUAUAAAAAGAUACACUUAUUUUGUACAUCAGUGGAACAGACAGGAUGUUUGUGUGACAUAAAAAUUGAUAAAAAUGUCUCCUAAUAAUCAAAACCACAUGAUCUAAAGCAAUACAACCUUCCACAACUCCAUAUUUUGAGGAAAUGGUGCAUCUGCCAGGGACCUAUUACAGAAUCAAUGCACUGAGGUUGUCCCCUUCCCUUCAUAUCUACAAAGGACAGCUCCAGAAGUGGACUGAAUGCAGCCUCUGCUGCACUCAAGAAUGAGAACAUAAUAUGUGUUGAGCCAUUACAGGAAUAUAACCAAUAUGACAGAGACAUGACAGCUGUCAGAUGUUUUAUCCUUAUUUGUGUUGAGUUAUCUUACCAUAUCAUUGAAAUGUGAUGUGUGAUUAAAGAAUGAAAAGUAAAGAUAAAUCAGUGUCCUCUUUCAGUUUGAUUAAAUGUAUGAAAUCCCCAAUAAAGUCUUAAAAUUGU
Seriola aureovittata is the source of this 4089-nucleotide messenger RNA. RefSeq names its product cholinergic receptor, nicotinic, beta 4 (neuronal) (gene chrnb4). NCBI's taxonomy places the organism in Eukaryota, Metazoa, Chordata, Actinopteri, Carangiformes, Carangidae. Gene Ontology annotation, molecular function: acetylcholine-gated monoatomic cation-selective channel activity; transmembrane signaling receptor activity. Gene Ontology annotation, cellular component: synapse; neuron projection; postsynaptic membrane. The record is from RefSeq and is a predicted model, not a curated record. Gene Ontology annotation, biological process: chemical synaptic transmission; regulation of membrane potential; monoatomic ion transmembrane transport.